Messenger RNA from Radiomyces spectabilis, 1555 nucleotides. Its product is annotated as dehydrogenase E1 component-domain-containing protein. NCBI's taxonomy places the organism in Eukaryota, Fungi, Mucoromycota, Mucoromycetes, Mucorales, Radiomycetaceae. The coding region runs from base 325 to 1437 and encodes 370 amino acids. Gene Ontology annotation, molecular function: pyruvate dehydrogenase (acetyl-transferring) activity. Gene Ontology annotation, cellular component: intracellular membrane-bounded organelle. The record is from RefSeq and is a predicted model, not a curated record. Gene Ontology annotation, biological process: pyruvate decarboxylation to acetyl-CoA. The transcript has 2 exons.
CUUCCACCCCAGUGUUUGUUUGGGUUUCUUCGGGGGCGAUGAGGUCAGACCCAAAAAUUUUUUUCGUCCCCCUCUCAUCUUUUUUCUUCCUUUUCUCGCCGGCUUUCCUCUUUUUUUCCCUUUUUCUUUAUCCUUCUCAAUUAUGCUUCGUUUGGCUGCUUCUCGUUUGUUGGCCAACACUGUAAAGGCUCCCAAGCCUUUCCAUGCUGUUGUAAGCAUCCCUCUCUUUUCUCUACUGCUUGGCACGACACUAAAUCAUCUCACACUGUUCGUUUUAUUUUCCCCCUUUGUUAGCGCUCGCUGUCUACAACCGCCCCUUCAUGGAUGGCUAUGCCUAGCACUGGCAACACUGACUCGGAAAAGAUCAAAAUCACUCUUCCCGAGAACUCCUUCGAAAUGUAUAACGCUGAGAAGCCCAGCCUUGAAGUUGAAAUCUCCAAGGAAGAGUUGUUGGAUAUGUACACCAAGAUGACCACCAUGAGACGUAUGGAAAUGGCCGCUGAUGCCCUCUAUAAGGCCAAGAAGAUCCGUGGUUUCUGCCAUUUGUGCAAUGGUCAGGAAGCUGUUUCUGUCGGUAUGGAAGCUGCCAUCACCCACGACGAUCACGUUAUCACCGCUUACCGAUGCCACGGUUUCACCUACGUUCGUGGCGGUUCCAUCAAGAGCAUUCUUGCCGAAUUGAUGGGUCGUGAAGCAGGUAUCUCGAAGGGAAAAGGUGGAUCUAUGCACAUGUUCUCUCCCUCUUUCUAUGGCGGUAACGGUAUCGUCGGUGCUCAGGUUCCUUUGGGUGCUGGUGUUGCCUUCACCCAGAAGUACUUGGGUAUCCCCUCCGUCACUUUCGCUCUCUACGGUGACGGCGCUGCUAACCAGGGUCAGGUAUUCGAAGCUUUCAACAUGGCCAAGCUCUGGGAUCUUCCUUGCGUCUUCGUCUGUGAGAACAACAAAUAUGGUAUGGGUACCGCUGAUAAGCGCUCCAGUGCCUCCACCGAAUACUUCAAGCGUGGUGAUUACAUUCCCGGUAUCAAGGUCAACGGUAUGGACUCUCUCGCUGUUCUCAAAGCCUGUCAAUGGGCUAAGGAAUGGACCACCUCUGGCAAGGGUCCCUUGGUAAUGGAAUUGGCUACCUACCGUUACGGUGGUCACUCCAUGUCCGAUCCCGGCACCACCUACCGUACCCGUGAGGAAAUUCAGCAUAUGCGUUCGACCUCCGACCCUAUUACUGGUAUGAAGCAUGUCCUCAUCGAACACGGCGUUUCCAGCGAAGCCGAACUCAAGGCUAUUGAUAAGGAGGCUCGCAAGGUUGUUGAUGCUGCUUUGAAGGAAGCUGAAGCUUCUCCCGAACCUGAUGUCAAGGAAUUCUUUACCGACAUCUACCAACCCGGCACUGAACCCGCAACCAUCCGUGGCCGUGAACCCAACGAAAUCUAUCAUUAUUAAGCAAUGAAAAAAAAAGUCUAAUAUACAGUAUACAUGUACAAACACAUUUUCCAUCCUUGUAAACGCCUUGUCGCUUUCUUGAAUUUCAAUAUAUUCCUAUCAUGAAAAAAAAAAAAAA